This is a messenger RNA of Penicilliopsis zonata CBS 506.65, 738 nucleotides long. RefSeq lists its product as hypothetical. The transcript is spliced from 4 exons. The coding region runs from base 1 to 738 and encodes 245 amino acids. The record is from RefSeq and is a predicted model, not a curated record. Lineage: Eukaryota; Fungi; Ascomycota; Eurotiomycetes; Eurotiales; Aspergillaceae.
AUGGAUCAGCUAGAACCUGUCCCUUCGCCCGUCCAAGGUGUUGGGCCUAUAUAUAGGCCAGAGGCUGAGAAACCUGCUGCGACUGUGUCAAAAGCUGUCUCAUAUGAUAAUGUUCACGUCCUCCCUCAAACUCCUCAGUUGAUUGCACUCUUAACAAUGAUAAGGGAUAAAAAGACGACUCGCGCCGACUUUAUCUUUUAUUCAAACCGCAUAAUACGUUUGCUAGUAGAAGAGGGUUUAAACCAUCUUCCAGUCAUAGAACAUCCAGUCACGACGCCUGUUGGCAGGACAUACCUAGGCGUGAAAUUCCAAGGAAAGAUAUGUGGUGUUUCUAUAAUGAGGGCAGGUGAAGCUAUGGAACAAGGCUUAAGGGACUGUUGCCGCUCAGUUCGCAUUGGGAAAAUAUUGAUACAAAGAGAUGAAGAAACUUGCAAGCCUAAGCUUUUCUAUGAGAAGCUCCCUAGUGACAUUGCUCAGAGAUGGGUUCUACUCCUGGACCCGAUGUUUGCGACUGGAGGCUCGGCCACGCUUGCCGUCGAGGUGUUGAAAGCAAAAGGCGUUCCUGAAGAGCAUAUACUUUUCUUAAAUCUGAUAGCCAGCCCCUCUGGAGUUGCAGAUUUUGCAGAGCGUUUCCCGAGCCUCAGGGUUGUUUCUGCAUUCAUCGAUCAAGGCCUCGAUGAAAAAAAGUACAUAAUUCCUGGCCUGGGUGAUUUUGGCGACAGAUAUUAUACAUUAUAG